This is a messenger RNA of Caenorhabditis sp. 36 PRJEB53466, 900 nucleotides long. Lineage: Eukaryota; Metazoa; Nematoda; Chromadorea; Rhabditida; Rhabditidae. The record is from the annotation of a GenBank genome assembly.
AUGACGGAGGACGGCAACGAGGAGGCCGAGGAGAAGAAGGCGGCGGAUUCGAACAAUCCGUCAAUGAACGGAGCACCACCACCGCCAGCUCCUCCUCCUGCUGCGUCCUCUCCUGCUCCUCCAGCCCCACAGUCUCCGGCUUCUCAGCCUGCUCCGGGAGCACCAGCUCCUCCUGCAAACGGCCAACCUGCAAUGGCUGGUGAGAAGAAAUCUAGAAAAUCGGUGUAUGUUUCUUUAUUCAGCUACUCAAGAUCCGAACUAUCAGACGCUGGCGGGACUGAACAACAACGUUUUCGAGAACAAAGGAGCCGGAGCACCAGCCGCCGCUGCUCCGGCCGCCGGAAAGCCCGGAAUGGCUGCGACUCAGGAUCCGAACUACCAGACCUUGGCUGGAUUGAAUAACAAUGUAUUUGAGAAGAAGGACGGCGCGGCUCCGGCGGCUCCACCUCCUGCCGGCGGUCCUGCUGCGCCCAAGGAUCAAAACGCGAAGGCGGCCACUCAAGAUCCGAACUAUCAGACUCUCGCCGGACUCAACAACAAUGUGUUCGAGAAAAAGGAAGGAGCGGCUCCUGCGGCUGCUGCUGCUCCGGCUGCUGGCGGCGACAAGAAGCCAUUGCAACCGGCGAACAAGGGUCAGAAGGCGGCGACUCAGGACCCGAACUACCAGACAUUGGCGGCCGUCGGGGGAGAUGUGUUCGGGGCGGACAAGAAGGCGGGAGCUGCCGGCGGAGACGGAAAGAAACCGACGCAGCCGGCCAACAAGGUGAUCGGAACUCUGACUCCUUCUCAUCUCAUCUUUGUCCUUUUCAGAACCAGAAGGCAGCAACGAUGGAUCCAAACUACCAGACUCUGGCUGCUGUCGGUGGGGACGUCUUCGGUCCUGACAAGAAGAAGAAAUGA